GAGCAUCUUUCGGUGAUACAGAAUUUCAAUGGCAGAACGCACAAGGGGAUCACAUUGACCGCCAUUGGCAUAGGUAGCGUAUGGUUGUCUCUUUCACUAGGAAGUUCUUGAGGAGAUUAUCCAGAGCGACCGCUCGAUUGAGUGCUGACCGGUCUUCAACUUCAAACUGACGAUUGGUGGACGCACGUUUGGGACCGGCCGCUUGCUGAUCCAAUUGAGUGGUCAAGCUGAUUUAAGGAGUAGAGGGCAGAGACUGCCAUGCAGGGGAUCUGUUGAGCAUUGACAAUGCCUUAUGGAUACAAAGUCCCAUUCCAGAUGAUAUAGCAGCAUUGUGUUCAUAUCCCGCUCGCCUAGGUGGACGCGCUUUAGGUCCACUUUGUAGGUGGUGCGGCGCCGUUUGCUCUCACGUUGCGGAGUGCGAUGGCUUCAGAAACUGAAGCAGCCUCUCCUGACACCGCUGGUGAAGUAAGUGGUUUCUCUGAGGUGGUCUUUGAAAGCACAGAACAAACGCCAACAGUUUCUGAGGAGAGCAAUGAAGAAGCGCCAUCUUCCAAUGCAAUGCUACCACCUGGCGACGUUUUCCGCCCUGAGGACUUGCAACAGAUCCGCUCGGCGCCCUGCCGCAUCCAUGACAUUAUCAUUGAGGGCGCAAAGCGCACCAAACCCCACGUCAUUGAGAGAGAACUGGAGGAGGCGAGAGCUGCGGGGAACUUCACGGAGCUGGCGGAGAGACUGGUGGAAGCGACGGAGCGGCUGAGGGGACUGGACAUCUUUCAGAAGUGUGUGGUUACGUGCGAGGCGGGUCCGAGCGAACUGCCGGGGACAACCAAUGUGGUUGUCUCCGUUGUCGAGAAGGGCCUCUUUGGCGUGCGCGCGGGGACGUACUUCCAGGGGCGGGAGGGCAGCGUCGAGGGCAGCGUCUCCAUGCGCAACGCCUUCGGCUACGCCGAGCAACUAGACGCGAGCAUCCAGCGCAGCCGAGAGAUUUCCAACACGUUCUCGCUCGGCUUGGCGGUCCCGCGCCCCGCGCUGCGUGCGCGCGUUUUCCAGAGCAACAGCAAUUGGCAGGAUCUGAGCAGCUACAUCGAACGGUUGAGGGGGUGCCAGGUCAGCACCGAUGCGGGCGACCACGAGAUCGACUACCAGCUGGCAUGGCGGGAGCUUCGGGAUCCAGCGGGCAAGGCGGGACGGAGCGUGCGGCGACAACUGGGUCACUCGCUCUUAUCGAGCGUGACGCACACGUACCGGCUAGAGAACCGGGACAGCCGAUUGCGGCCGACGCAGGGCUGGGGGCUGCGCGUGACUAGCCAACUGGCGGGACUAGGACUCGAUUCUAAUCUUGUGCGGUUCAUAAAAGAGGAAGUCGAGGGCCACGUGGCCUUCCCCCUGGGCUUCGGCGGCGCCGCGCUCGGCCUUGGCGCGACUGCCGGGUUCCUCCUUCCCCUCGGCUUGGGUGGUGUGAAAAAGCCCACGAGCAUUUCGGACCGUUUCUUUCUGGGGGGGCCGAACAGUCUGCGGGGGUUCAAGCACCGGGGGGUGGGGCCGUCAGAGCCGCGGCGAAUAUUGGAGGAGCCCAAACCGGGGGCGCCGCCACCCCCCCGGGACGCUCUAGGUGGAGAUUUUGUGCUGUCCGGCGUCGCCGCACUCUCCUUCGACCUGCCCGUCCGACUUUUGCAAGCGCUCAACGUCCAUGGGCACGUGUUCGUGGCAGCCGGCAAUAGCGUAUUGGUCCACGGGGGCCAGCCGCCGGUGUCGGCGAGAGACUUUUUGCGAGGGUUCCGUGCGUCGGCGGGCGUCGGGAUCGUGUACCCAUCACCGAUCGGGCGGCUGGAGAUCAACUACAGUCGGCCCCUGCGCAUUCAAGAAGGGGACAACGCGCAAGCUUUCCAGAUUGGAUUCAACGUGAGUUCACCCUAGAGCCACCGGAAAUAGCAGCCAGCGACAAUGAAAACCUAGGAAUCUAAGCCAGCGUUUCUUUAGCUUCAGGUAAACGGAGAGAAUGAUCGCCUUGGGCAUAUCCACCCAGGCAGCUAAGCGGACCCUCGUUCAAGUUCACAGUCUGAUGUUCGAUUUUGCUUACCCUAGGAUGGCAUGAUGUUUACGUCAGCUUCACUUGAACGACAAAUCAAACUUGCAAAUGAGUUGUCUGUGUUGGAGGGAGGAAAAAGAUGAGCUCCGUCAAAGUCUGAGCUCGCGGCCCGGC
Molecule: messenger RNA, 2203 nt
Organism: Klebsormidium nitens
Lineage: Eukaryota; Viridiplantae; Streptophyta; Klebsormidiophyceae; Klebsormidiales; Klebsormidiaceae
Source: the annotation of a GenBank genome assembly